Molecule: messenger RNA, 2358 nt
Organism: Pseudopipra pipra
Lineage: Eukaryota; Metazoa; Chordata; Aves; Passeriformes; Pipridae
Gene: HOXA6
Product: homeobox A6
Exons: 2
Coding region: 211-906 (231 amino acids)
Biological process (GO): regulation of transcription by RNA polymerase II; anterior/posterior pattern specification
Cellular component (GO): nucleus
Molecular function (GO): RNA polymerase II cis-regulatory region sequence-specific DNA binding; DNA-binding transcription factor activity, RNA polymerase II-specific
Source: RefSeq, a predicted model, not a curated record
CCGGUAAGUUGGCGGCGCGGUGGCGGCGGCCCCGGGGGAGCGGGCGCCGCGCGCGCUCCCAUUGGCCGCCCCGCCGUCAGCUGCUCCUAUUUUCUGCUGUCGCUUUUGGCGCUCGGCCAUCCAGAAACAAACCACUUCGAUGACUCCUAAUAGUUAUCGCCAGAUGUACUAAUACACAACAAAUCACGGUCCGAGAGAGGGGGAGAGCAAAUGAGUUCCUAUUUCGUGAAUCCCACUUUCCCGGGGAGCCUGCCCGGGGGCCAGGACUCCUUCCUCGGCCAGAUCCCCCUGUACCCGGCGGGCUAUGAUGCUCUCAGGCAUUUUCCGGCUUCGUACGGGGCAAGCAGCCUGCAGGACAAGACUUACACCUCACCCUGUUUCUACCAACAGUCCAACACCGUCAUUGCUUGCAAUCGGGCUUCCUAUGAGUACGGAGCCUCUUGUUUUUAUUCGGACAAGGACAUUAGUAGCGCCUCUCCCUCCGGCAGUGGCAAACAGAGAGGGCCCGGGGAUUACCUGCACUUUUCUCCCGAUCAACAGUACAAAUCCAGCGGCGGCCAAGCCAAAAUUAUAAAUGACGAAGGUACCGACCGGAAGUACACGAGCCCUGUUUACCCCUGGAUGCAGCGGAUGAACUCCUGCGCUGGUACAGUAUAUGGAACACAUGGGAGACGAGGGAGGCAAACUUACACCAGAUACCAAACGCUAGAGUUAGAGAAGGAAUUUCAUUUUAACAGAUACUUAACCCGAAGACGACGUAUUGAGAUUGCAAACGCUCUCUGCCUUACUGAACGCCAGAUUAAAAUAUGGUUUCAAAACAGGCGGAUGAAAUGGAAAAAGGAAAACAAAUUCAUAAGUUCCACACAGCCAAGCAGCGAAGAAACAGAGGAAAAGUCAGGGGAGUAGAACCACUUUUAAUAAACGCUACCAGGCCUUUCCUUAGCACUUACUACUAUUAUUAUUUACCUUGUGUUCCUUCUGCUACUGAAAUCCUAUAGGUUUGUCACAGUCUAUUAAUCCCCAAAAGGCUUGUUUAAAAGAUGUACAUUUGCAAUCAUCUGUGACUUACUUUAAUAUAUGUGGAAGUCCUAGCUUUUGAGCUACAGGCAUGUAUGUAUAUAAUCACCUUUCCAAAGCAUAUGGCAUUGCCUAAACUACUAGAGAAUUGGCCCAGAAUUUUAAAUAUUUGAGGUGAGCAUCUAUGUGUGGGUGAGUGCCCCCGGUGUGCUUGUGCGAGGAAAGAUAAGGGAAUUUUUUUUUUUUAAUUAUAAAUGUUCUUACUGUAGAAAGACAAGAGAUUUUAGAAAAUAUCGGGUUUAUGGUUUUGCUAGCUCCCACUAAGUCUGGCCAUCUCGUUAUGCUGUGUUUGGGAGUUUAUGAUCUACAGGGGGGAAAAAAGUUUUAGUUAUGUAUAAGAUAUUUAAAUAGCAAAAGGAAGAAAAAUCCUUUUAAAAAAAUAAAUCCCUGUAUAUAAACUUGAAGAUGAAUUGCAGGGAGAUUUUUUUAAAAUGCCCCUAAACUGCUUAAUCUGCACUACUAGUAUUAAAGCAAAAACUCGGCGUUAAACUUCAGGGGAAGCGAGGGAAGAGGUUUUGAAGUGGGAAAAUUUCUGUGGUUCCCGUUGAGCUUACAUUGAGGUUUCAGUGAGCUCAGCUCUACACUGAAGGGGCUUUGAAUUAUGGACUACAUUUAUUGGGGCUUUGUGGGCUUAGAUCCAUCUGUUUUUCCUUGUUUUAAAAAUAUUUUUCUUUCUUUUUCUUUCUUUCUUUCUUUCUUUCUUUCUUUCUUUCUUUCUUUCUUUCUUUCUUUCUUUCUUUCUUUCUUUCUUUCUUUCUUUCUUUCUUUCUUUCUUUCUUUCUUUCUUUCUUUCUUUCUUUCUUUCUUUCUUUCUUUCUUUCUUUCUUUCUUUCUUUCUUUCUUUCUUUCUUUCUUUCUUUCUUUCUUUCUUUCUUUCUUUCUUUCUUUCUUUCUUUCUUUCUUUCUUUCUUUUUCUUUUCUUUCUUAUUUAUUUUAAAAAAAAGUCUUAUUAACUCGGAGGAUAUUUUUCUCCGCUUCUGUGGUAUUUUAAUGCACAUUCGCAUUUCUUAGCACUGGAAAAAAUAAAUUGAUACUCUGUAGAAAAAUACCUGCCAUAAAAUGCUUCCACUUCUGUAAAAGUAAAAUAAGCUCAGCGAAAAUAUUGAUUAAUAUAUACGUUAUAUCUCUCUAUAUUAUAUUGCGUGUGCAUGAGUAUGCGUGUGAAACUGUGUCCAAAUGCACUUGUAUAGCCAUCGAGGCUCUUUUGUUUGGAAGGCAGCACAGUUUGGGCUACUGCUCUAAAUAUAUAAAAAGCCAGACCUGAAGAACGCCAAUGCACAA